UAACGCUCCGACCCCUCAUCUCAAAUGCCUCGUCUGGAACGGCGAAGAAACACACCCACAACAAGUUAACAAAACAAUACUGGGUGAAUUGCAACAAUACUAAUAUGUUCUGGAGAAACAAUGAUUGACUAUACGUUUUUGCUUCCAAGCUGUCGCCCUUUUGCGGUUGGGAAGUUCUGAAAAAGCGCAAAAGGACCUGGAACUUUAGAAGAUCUCCAGUUGCUUUCCAGUCUACUGAUCAAGCCGGGGGUCCGGUCGAGCUUUAAAGUCUAUGCAAUACAUUUUAGACUUCUCUCGACUCGGGGAUUUGUGCGCUCGGAAAGCUUGAUUUCUACAUAAUUGUCCUAGGUUAUGUUUUUGUCGUGGUGGGCACCUUCAUGCGAUAAGGAUAUGGUAUUUCUUUAACAUUAUCCUGGUUUUGUUUUUGACAAUGGAAAGCAAAUGAAAGGGGAAUUUCACGGGAUUAAUUGACAGCACAACGACAGUAUGCGGGAGAGAGACCUACGGAGAGUGUGCAAAAGGGGGCUGCUGCUGGCCGUCUGUGUGGUGUCUCUCUGGGGACAGCUGACCCUUGCAUCGUCACACAGAAGUCACAUAGUGCAUGUCAAAGCAGGGACCUGUGAAGUGAUCGCCGCCCACCGCUGCUGCAACAAGAACAAGAUUGAGGAGAGAUCCCAGACGGUCAAAUGUUCCUGCUUCCCCGGACAGGUUGCCGGGACAACAAGAGCGGCUCCAUCUUGUGUGGACGCAUCCAUAGUUGCACAGAAGUGGUGGUGCCAGAUGCAUCCAUGUAUGGAUGGGGAGGAGUGUAAAGUGUUGCCUGACCUGAAAGGCUGGAGCUGCAGUACAGGAAACAAAGUAAAGACGACGAAGGUCACACGAUAGUGCGGUCUGUCCUGGAUCUGAAGACUUGGCAUCAGUCAUCUCUUCCUUGACAGAAACCACAGGGACUUCUUGGAUGUGAAGACUAUGUAUUGAAGGAUUGUGGGAUGGAACCAGGGACCAAUAAGGGAAAAAAAAGGAAACACUGAAAUUCCACUGUAUGGAUGCAGAGCAGAGACUUGACUUGGAGAUCCCAUAGAACCACCUAUCCAGACUACUGAUUAGAUCCCAUAGAACCACCUAUCCAGACUAAUGGACUACUGAUUAGAUCUCAUAGAACCACCUAUCCAGACACUGGACUACUGAUUAGAACCACCUAUCCAGACUACUGGACUACUGAUUAGAUCCCAUAGAACCACCUAUCCAGACUACUGGACUGCUGAUUAGAUCCCAUAGAACCACCUAUCCAGACUACUGGACUACUGAUCAGAUCCCAUAGAACCACCUAUCCAGACAACUGGACUGCUGAUUAGAUCCCAUAGAACCACCUUAUCCAGACUACUGGACUACUGAUUAGAUCCAAUUCCUAGCCAUUAUUGUUUAUGUUUUUUCCUCCAAUGAACUGCUACAGUAGGAGAUCCAAACCUGCAAGGUAUUUAUUCAGUAAAAACAAAAACUGUGGAUUAUGCAAGCAAGAUAAACCUUAAUGCGAAACAUGUGACGUGACAUUUUCAAAUAUUUUUCCUCUUUUUGCCACAGAGAAGCUCAAUGACUCCAAAACCAAGUGUUUGUGUUCGAGAUUUAGAUCAUAAGCAUAUCCAUUUAUUUUUAACCGUAUGAAGCAGACAUCUCUUCUUUUUAAGGUUUUUGAUUUUUUUUAAAGCAUUAAGUGUUUGGUUUUAGUAAUUCUGUUGGACUGUCAGGUCUGCUUUUGAAGACUUGAGACAUCAAAGAAGAUGCCAGAGUGAAAAAUAGUACUAACUACUAUGUUGCAGUGCUUGAAUUAAAGGCACCAUGGUUUCAACAAACCAAUUAAAAUGACAUUAAGCUGAACUCCAACUGUUUUAAUAUCUGUUUUUAAUAGCCUGGUGACCAACAUUGAGUAAAAGUGUCAGUAUUAUCUCAAUAAACCUAUGUCAAAAGGAUGUCA
Messenger RNA from Oncorhynchus mykiss (rainbow trout), 1972 nucleotides. Its product is annotated as chemokine-like protein TAFA-2. The record is from RefSeq and is a predicted model, not a curated record. Gene Ontology annotation, molecular function: receptor ligand activity. NCBI's taxonomy places the organism in Eukaryota, Metazoa, Chordata, Actinopteri, Salmoniformes, Salmonidae.